Molecule: messenger RNA, 999 nt
Organism: Zea mays
Lineage: Eukaryota; Viridiplantae; Streptophyta; Magnoliopsida; Poales; Poaceae
Product: glutaredoxin-C1
Exons: 1
Coding region: 23-616 (197 amino acids)
Source: RefSeq, a predicted model, not a curated record
GCCCCGAACCUUAUCAACAUGCAUGGACGACCUGCUGUUGCCAUCCAAAUGUUCCAUAUUCCACACUAAACCGACGCGUGGUGUCGCAAGAAAGAAGCUUGGCCAUUAUCCAGACACCAUUGGCCUGGCCGGUCAGAUAGCUUGGAAACUGUCUCUUUCCAAUGGCUAUAUAAACCAGCCUCACUUCACUAAUUCUGGGCAAAGCAAGCACCGCUACUUGAAGCAUCUUACACGAAGCUCUUCUAGCUAUUCCUCUUCCCGCGAAGAAGUGGUAAUCUGCUUGAUCAGUAAGUACACAAUAAUGGACCGGGUGACGAAGCUGGCUUCUCAGCGUGCGGUGGUGAUCUUCAGCGCGAGCUCAUGCUGCAUGUGCCACACGGUGACGCGUCUGUUCCGCGAGCUCGGGGUGAACCCAACGGUGGUGGAGCUAGACGAGGACCCCAGCUGGGGAAAGGAGAUGGAGAAGGCACUAGCGAGGCUGCUGGGCCGCAGCCCUGCGGUGCCGGCAGUGUUCAUCGGGGGCAGGCUCGUCGGCUCCACCGACAAGGUCAUGUCGCUCCACCUCAGCGGCAAUCUCGACACAAUGCUACGCAACGCGGGCGCACUCUGGGUGUAGUGCAAGUGCAGUGCAGUGCCAGCUGCUCUGUGAGUCACCUGAUACACGGAGAAUAACAUGUUUCUUUCGAUGCACAUGCACAGAUGCACUCCCGUGCUUUUUAUCAGGGUCUUCCGUCUGAAUCAAACCAAAUGUUUUGAUUUUAGGGAGCGUUUGGUUGUCCACAGAUAAAAGAAUCUGUUCUUCUCCCGUUAUCUACGCAGUCUGGAAUACCAAGAUUAUGUGUGGAGAGACAAAAUCCAAAAAAAAAAAACAAAUCAGUUUGUUUGACUUCCUGACAUAUUUUUGGUGCCUAGAUCGAUCCUGAGUAUCCUCUGAAACCAAACAUGGACUUGGUCAAAAGUCUUAUGUGGAAAAUAUUGUCAAAUUCUUAAUAGCGACUA